AUGCUAAGAGAAGAAGAGCUCAACAUUUCACCAGACUAGCUUGACUAAUUGCGAAAAGAUUAGUCCUCAAAACGCAAAGGAGACAAGGAUUUCAGCUUUAUCUAAAAUAGAGUGCCAUCCCCGCUAAAUAACAAUUUCCUGCUUUCAGAAGAGUAGAGCAGACAUAUAAGAUAACCAUCUGAGGGAUUUAUGUCGGCUGCCAAUAAUCUAAUGAAUUAAGAUGAGUUCAAAUACGGAUACCCCUACGAUCAAGAUUUGAUUGAGGAAGAAAACGAUGCUUAGGGCUGCUCUGAUGAUGAGCUAGAUACCUCAAAGAUUAGUCUAUUCACUGAUGAAAAUUAAAUGAUGACCCAACAUCAAUAACCGCAAUAUAUAAUUGAGAACCUCGAUUAAAAUUUGAUGAUCUUGGAGACUGUGCAGAUGACUGACAGUAAUAACGAUGACUUCAACUACUCUGAGAGCAACUAUCAAAAUAUUGCCUCAUCAUCUUUAGGAGCUAUAAUUCAAGGUAUGAACUCUGGUAGCUUCAUCGGAUUCAAUAACCCUAACUCAAAUUCUAAUCAUCAUUACAAUAAUAAUAGCAGGAGCAGUGGAGCAAGGAAUCUCACUAGUGGAAGAGAUAGUGCAACUCCAUUCAAUUAUGAUGAGAACAGCUUGAUGAAUUUAAGUCAAACUCCCACGAGCAACGCCUACUUGAAGUCAUCUAUGUUACCCAGAGAUAGAAUAAUAAGCAGCACUAAACUAAAUCACAAUUAAAAUUAUUAGAUGGUUUAAAUUGUAGAAGAUAAUAAUGGGGAGGAGCAAGAUGAGAGUAUGCUCCCAGGUUCUAGUCUAACUUUUAACCAAAAAAUACUUUCUAACAUUAGAGAAUCAAUCAAAUAAUAGGAUGAAUGGCUUCAUAAUACAAAAGCCAACCCUAUGGAAAUGCCUCUCUAGAUAAACAAUGAUAGCAAAUAUUUCUACAAGAUUUCAGACCCCAGUCUCUAUGGCAUAAUGCAAUAAGAUGCCAGUGAUGACAUUAAAUUAUUCAGUAGAGGCAAAUAAACUGACAUUAAAGAUGAUUUAUCUUAACAACUAAUACAUCUUUAGAACUCAAAUCUAUAAAUGCUUCACACACUAUAAUAAGAUGAUUAAGAUAGUCAAGAAGAUGAAAUGCAACUCAUAAAGAAAAGACUAGAUUUUUCAAGAUUAUCUUCCCUUUAAAAUCUAAGCUCUCAUUAGGCUUAUCUAGGUGGUCAUUAAGCACCGCAUUCGUUCAUGUUCCAAACUUACUAAAGCUAAAUGUCAAACUAGUCUCUAGGUUAAGAAACCUAACAUUUGUCUACCAUCCAUGGAGUGGAGAGAGAACAAAUAGCUAUUCCAUUUGAGGAAUUGCUUCAUGAAAACAUGAAGUAAAUAAGUAGAAAUGCUAAAAAGGAUCAAUUCAAUACAACUAAAUAUGUUACUAGAGAUGAAGGUAUAUAGGUUAGUUGCUAGGAAUAAGAGAGAUACUCUUAUGAUACAAUCAAUGGAAUACAUUAGGAGGCAGGAAUUUCUCCACCAUAAAGGACUAAAACUUCCUUGAAUUCAAAUAGACCACCACUAUUGAGACCUUAAACUCAAGGUCUUCCAGUGAAUGCCUUCCCACAAAAAUUAACAGUAAAUGGAAAUAAUCAACCAAUUCAGUUGAAUUGUAUUAACAUUGGUAAACUAGAAAUAACAAGCUAAUAUUAUUAGCAGAAAAACUCUGAUAAUAAUAAAAAUUAAAAUCCUCCUUCAUAUGCAAAUUAAGAAAAUAUUACUGCAUCUCAAGGUAUUUAUCAAGCACCUCCUGCUAGCAGAACCACUUCAACCAACUCCUAUACAAGUUCUUUAAUAGAGAAUCAGCAAGCAUUAAUUUGCAAUGCAAACACUUAAAAAUAAUUAGGAAAAAAUAAAAUCUAAAUUAAUCCUAAUUCUGAUACACCAAGAGAACCCUCAUCAUUGAUGAUAGAUGAUUCAUACUGUAAUAAUCCAAGGAAUAUUGUUAACAUUUAGAACUAAAUCAUCAACAAUUAGCAGUAAAUUUUUACAAACUAGAAUUUUAUGAUGCCCUUUAUCGAUCUCUAGAGUCUUCAGGGUGAUCAAGACUUUGAAACAGAUGAUGAUUCAAGAGAUUAACAGAAUUGUGGCUAAAAACCAACUAAGUUUGUUAAAGUUAAGAGAAGACCUAAGGAAAAAGUAGAAAUUACUAAAGAUAAAUAACCGGCAGGCACAUCUAAAUCAAGAAAGAAUCCAGGAGAUCAAAAAUAAUAAAUCUCAAAGUAAAACAUCAAUUUUAUGUCAAAGACAAUGAUCAUUUCUAAAGAUAAGAUUCAGCAAGCUAAAUCUUUCAAUGAAUAGCAACAAAAGUAGCAGUAGAUAAUUGAAAACAUCAUUAUGUAAAAUCAAAUGAUAAAAUAAAAAUAAGCUAAAGCAAAGAAGGUUAAAGUGAUCAGCUCAUCGCAGACUGGACUGUUUUUGAAUCCUUAGUAAGCUUUGAACAGUGGAAGAUCAUUGCCUAACUCUAAUCAGAGUUCAGCUCAGACUUCUUUCCUGACUGCUUAUAAUGUCAAAAAGGGGCCAGUUUAAAAGACUACCUCUAAGAAAAAUUGUGGGACCUCCAAGGAUUCUUCUCAAAUAGAAGAAAAGAAAAUGAAAAAAAUGAUGAAAAAGAAUAAGUCAAUUGCGAGACAGCAUCUUCAAACUAUUGCAAAUAACACAUAAACUAUAAGUGUAGUUGAGAUCACUAAUCAGUAAGAAAAGGAGCCAAAGAAGUAAUUAAGCAAAUGCAAUACUCAUAGAAGUGUUAGCAGACCAAAGAGUGGGUUCCACAAGCAAAUUGACCUAAAUGAAUAGCCUCUCAUUUUAAAUCCAAAUUCAAACCUUGGCAAAAAGAAACACUCUCAAUAAGUCUUCUUGAAAAAUGAUUGCAGCAACAAUAAAGAAAACAUCAGGCCUAGCUCAACUAACAGACAUUAGACUACUAAAAAGUCCAUCAAUCUCGUAGGUGUCGGAUAGCCUAUGAACGGAAGACCUGAGCAGAUUAUUUAAUCUUUUGAGAAUAUCAAACUUCUUAAUGCCUAAGAUUUGCUUAAUCAAAUUUACAAUCAAUAGCAAAAGCUAUCCUCCAAAAACUUCCAAACAAUAUUUUAAAGUUUGGACACCUCGUCUAAUGAUAUUGCUAAAAGAGUUAAGACUGAGGAUAACAUUAGUUCAAAUGUAGCAGUGCAUCACAAUAGAGAUCACAUUAAGAGCAUGUAAACCUUUGAGUCUCACACAGACAUUGAUCCAUAUAACAUGCUUACUAGUUUAGAUAGCCAAAGGUUCUAACAGCCAAAGAGAAGUCAUUAGUAAUAAAUGACUAAUCAUGAAGUUUAUGAGAGUCUAUACAAAGCAGCAGUAGCUUAAAACAGUUCUAGUACUUGCAACAUGAUGUAGAAGAUGUAAAGUCCCUACAACUCAAAAAGCAUGAAGAAUAAGUUUAGUACUAUUAAGAACAAAAAAUGUGGAGAGCUUAAUAUGUCCAAUAACAACACUGGCAGCAGUAAGAUACUAUCCUCUAAAGUUACAUAAAAUACUAGCAAGAUAGGGGGUGCUUUUAAUACUGGCUCAAAUAACAUCAAUGACGACAAAGAUUGCAAAAGAUGCGAUGAACUGAUUCAUAUACUUAAACAUGCUACCAGAUAUAUUGCCCGAUGA
Molecule: messenger RNA, 3699 nt
Organism: Stylonychia lemnae
Lineage: Eukaryota; Ciliophora; Spirotrichea; Sporadotrichida; Oxytrichidae
Source: the annotation of a GenBank genome assembly